UUUUUUUGCCCUGCCGGCUGGGCCCCCAGCGAUCCGCCAAGGGCCAAGGCCAGGUCAUUCAGGAUCUGUGGUCCGUCUUCUUAUCACAUUUCCGGAGAGGGAAGGCUAGGAGCUCCGGAGGAAAAAACGGACUUUUUUUGAGGAGAAAAGCGGAGGCAGACGGUGAAAGACAAGGCACCCCGCAGUCGCCGAUUUUCGCGCGCUUUGGCGCAGGUGGUUGUGGGUAGCUCGUCCGAGAGAGAGAAAGAAGUCGGGGGCCGUCGCGCGCCGCCCGCGGGGACUGAAGAGAUGUUCGAGGACGAGCCCCACACUGAGGGGGCGGCGGUGGUCGCCGCAGCCGGGGAGGCGCUACAGGCGCUGUGCCAGGAGCUGAAUCUGGACGAAGGCAGCGCGGCCGAAGCCCUGGACGACUUCACCGCCAUCCGAGGCAACUACAGCCUAGAGGGAGAAGUUACACACUGGUUGGCAUGUUCAUUAUAUGUUGCAUGCCGCAAAAGCAUUAUUCCCACGGUUGGAAAGGGUAUCAUGGAAGGCAACUGUGUUUCACUCACAAGAAUACUACGUUCAGCUAAAUUGAGUUUAAUACAGUUUUUUAGUAAAAUGAAGAAAUGGUUGGACAUGUCAAACCUACCACAAGAAUUUCGUGAACGUAUAGAAAGGCUAGAGAGAAAUUUUGAGGUGUCUACUGUAAUUUUCAAAAAAUUUCAGCCAAUUUUUUUAGACAUAUUUCAAAAUCCAUAUGAAGAACCACCAAAGUUACGAAGCAGGAAGCAGAGGAGGAUUCCUUGCAGUGUUAAGGACCUAUUUAAUUUCUGUUGGACACUCUUCGUUUUUACUAAGGGUAAUUUUCGGAUGAUUGGGUAUGAUUUAGUAAUCUCUUAUCAUUUACUUCUGUGCUGCUUGGAUCUGAUUUUUGCCAAUGCCAUUAUGUGCCCAAAUAGACAAGACUUGCUAAAUCCAUCAUUUAAAGGUUUACCAUCUGACUUUCAUACUGCUGACUUUAGGGCCUCUGAGGAGCCACCCUGCAUCAUUGCUGUACUAUGUGAACUGCAUGAUGGACUUCUAGUAGAAGCAAAAGGAAUAAAGGAGCACUACUUUAAGCCAUAUAUUUCAAAACUCUUUGACAGGAAGAUACUAAAAGGAGAAUGCCUCCUGGACCUUUCAAGUUUUACUGAUAAUAGCAAAGCAGUGAAUAAAGAGUAUGAAGAGUAUGUUCUAACUGUUGGUGAUUUUGAUGAGAGGAUCUUUUUGGGAGCAGAUGCAGAAGAGGAAAUUGGAACACCUCAAAAGUUCACUGGUGACAUCUCACUAGGGAAAAUGACAGCACAGGCUAAUGUGGAGUAUAACCUUCAACAACACUUUGAAAAAAAAAGAUCAUUUGCACCUUCUACCCCACUGACAGGACGGAGAUAUUUACGAGAAAAAGAAGCACUCAUUACUCCUGUUGCAUCAGCCACCCAAAGUGUGAGCCGGUUACAGAGUAUUGUGGCUGGUCUAAAAAAUGCACCAAGUGAACAACUUCUAAAUAUUUUUGAGUCUUGUGUGCGUAAUCCUAUGGAAAACAUUAUGAAAAUAUUAAAAGGAAUAGGAGAGACUUUCUGCCAACACUAUACCCAAUCAACAGAUGAACAGCCAGGAUCUCACAUAGACUUUGCUGUAAACAGACUAAAGCUGGCAGAAAUUUUGUAUUAUAAAAUGUUAGAGACUAUAAUGGUUCAGGAAACACGAAGACUUCAUGGAAUGGACAUGUCAGUAAGUAAAUCCACUCUCCAAGAUACUGGCAAGGUUAUUGAGGUGGUGAUCCGCUCAGAAGAAGGGCUCUCAAGGGACAUGGUGAAACACCUGAACAGCAUUGAAGAACAGAUUUUGGAGAGUUUAGCAUGGAGUCACAAUUCUGCACUGUGGGAGGCUCUCCAGGUUUCUACAAACAAAGUUCCUACCUGUGAAGAAGUUAUAUUCCCAAAUAACUUUGAAACAGGAAAUGGAGGAAAUAUACAGGGACAUCUUCCCAUGAUGCCAGUGUCUCCUCUAGUGCAUCCAAGAGUGAAGGAAGUUCGAACUGACAGUGGGAGUCUUCGAAGAGAUAUGCAACCAUUGUCUCCAAUUCCUGUCCAUGAACGCUACAGUUCUCCUACCGCAGGGAGUGCUAAGAGAAGACUCUUUGGCGAAGACCCCCCAAAGGAAAUGCUUAUGGACAAGAUCAUAACAGAAGGAACAAAAUUGAAAAUCGCUCCUUCUUCAAGCGUUGCUGCUGAAAAUAUAUCAGUUUUACCUGGUCAAACUCUUCUAACAAUGGCCACAGGCCCAGUAACAGGAACAGCAGGACAUAAAGUUACAGUUCCAUUACAUGGUGUUGCAAAUGAUGCUGGAGAGAUCACGCUGAUACCUAUUUCCAUGAAUACAAAUCAAGAUUCCAAAGUCAAGAGUCCUGUAUCACUUACUGCUCAUUCAUUAAUUGGUGCUUCUCCAAAACAGACCAAUCUGACUAAAGCACAAGAGGUACAUCCAACUGGAAUAAGCAAACCAAAGAGAACUGGGUCCUUAGCACUAUUUUACAGAAAGGUCUAUCAUUUGGCAAGCGUACGCUUACGUGAUUUAUGUCUAAAACUGGAUGUUUCAAAUGAGUUGCGAAGGAAGAUAUGGACGUGUUUUGAAUUCACUUUAGUUCACUGCCCUGAUCUAAUGAAAGACAGGCAUUUGGAUCAGCUCCUCCUUUGUGCCUUUUAUAUCAUGGCAAAGGUAACAAAAGAAGAAAGAACUUUUCAAGAAAUUAUGAAAAGUUAUAGGAAUCAGCCCCAAGCUAAUAGUCAUGUAUAUAGAAGUGUUCUGCUGAAAAGUAUUCCAGGAGAAGUUGUGGCGUAUAAUAAAAAUAUAAAUGAUGACUUUGAAAUGAUAGAUUGUGACUUGGAAGAUGCUGCAAAAACACCUGACUGUUCCAAUGGACCAGUGAAAGAGGAAAGAGGUGAUCUUAUAAAAUUUUACAAUACAAUAUAUGUAGGAAGAGUGAAGUCAUUUGCACUGAAAUAUGACUUGUCGAAUCAGGACCAUGUGAUGGAUGUUCCACCACUCUCUCCUUUUCCUCAUAUUAAACAGCAGCCAGGCUCACCGCGCCGCAUUUCCCAACAGCACUCCAUUUAUGUUUCCCCUCACAAGAAUGGGUCAGGCCUUACACCAAGAAGUGCUCUGCUGUACAAGUUCAAUGGUAGCCCUUCUAAGAGUUUGAAAGAUAUCAACAACAUGAUAAGGCAAGGUGAGCAGAGAACCAAGAAGCGAGCAAUAGCCAUCGAUAGUGAUGCAGAAUCCCCUGCCAAACGCGCCUGUCAAGAAAAUGAUGAUGUUUUACUGAAACGACUACAGAAUGUUGUCAGUGAGAGAGCAAGUCAUUAAUGUUGUUGUUGUUUCUGUGAUAAAAGCACUUUCAAAUUGUUCUGCAGAAAGUUGUAGCUCUGUCCUUCAAACCUUUUAGGCCCUAUAGAUGGUAAAUAUCACUGGGUUAUAAGAAAAAAUUGCACAAAAAUAAUGUGCUUUUAUAUCCAAAAUAUAGUUGACAAAGAUGUAUUUUAAGUUGAAUUGGAAAGGAAUAUUUUAAGUGCCUUUUAAAAAUAUUAAUAGUCAAGGAAUUUUUUUUUUAAUGUGUUCUCCUUGGGUUAGUUUUCAAGAUGAAAUAAGGAGAAACCCUGUAACUUUUUAGCUGUCUUUUAAAAAUAAAUGUCUCCUUCUUCUG
Cebus imitator (Panamanian white-faced capuchin) is the source of this 3724-nucleotide messenger RNA. RefSeq names its product RB transcriptional corepressor like 1 (gene RBL1). Gene Ontology annotation, cellular component: nucleus; chromatin; transcription regulator complex. The transcript has 21 exons. Gene Ontology annotation, molecular function: RNA polymerase II transcription regulatory region sequence-specific DNA binding. Gene Ontology annotation, biological process: regulation of transcription by RNA polymerase II; cell differentiation; negative regulation of G1/S transition of mitotic cell cycle. The record is from RefSeq and is a predicted model, not a curated record. Lineage: Eukaryota; Metazoa; Chordata; Mammalia; Primates; Cebidae. Bases 289 to 3387 code for a protein of 1032 amino acids.